Messenger RNA from Anoplophora glabripennis (Asian longhorned beetle), 1886 nucleotides. RefSeq names its product fatty acid synthase-like. The record is from RefSeq and is a predicted model, not a curated record. Bases 34 to 1776 code for a protein of 580 amino acids. Gene Ontology annotation, molecular function: oxidoreductase activity; phosphopantetheine binding; fatty acid synthase activity. NCBI's taxonomy places the organism in Eukaryota, Metazoa, Arthropoda, Insecta, Coleoptera, Cerambycidae. Gene Ontology annotation, biological process: fatty acid biosynthetic process. The transcript is spliced from 10 exons.
UUUUCUGGACGGGAUAAGAGGGGACGAAGGGUAAUGGGUGUAGUUGCUGAUGGAGCACUGUCAAGUUUAACAUUGGCCGACCCCUAUCUCACCUUUAAAAUACCGGAUUCUUGGAGUAUGGAAGAUGCUGCCACUGUACCUCUCGUGUAUACAAGCCUUUUAUACGCCUUAGUAAUUCUGGGGCAAAUGAGAGCAGGGGAAACGAUUUUAGUCCAUUCAGGAGCUACGGAAUUUGGACAAGCCGCCAUACGUCUCUCUCUAUAUUACGGCGGUGUUGUGUACACCACUGUUGACAAUCCAAGCGAGCGUCAGUUUCUAAAAAGCACAUUUCCUCAGUUGAAAGACUCCGAUAUUGGUAAUUCCUUCGAGGAAUGGUCGGAUCAACUGAUACACCAAGCAACCGAUGGCAGAGGCGUGGACAUCGUGCUCAGCGCUAUGCCAAGCGGCAAGCUUGCUUCUUCACUGAACUGUCUUGCCCGUGGAGGAAGAGUUUUACAACUAAUCAGGGAGGGUAUAUCGAAUAACAGUCACAUCGAUUUACUUCUUUUUAAAAACGAAGGCAGUUUUCACGGUGUUGCAGUUGGUCAACUUUUAAAGGGAACACCCCGUGCUCGAGCAGAGGUGGGCAAAUUAUUUGCAGAGGCGCUCGAAGAUGACGCUGUCCAGCCUUUAAUAAGAAACGUCUUCAAAUAUGACGAGAUUGAACAAGCAUUUAGGUUUGCCGAUACAAACCGUUCCGGUAAAGUUCUGGUCAAGGUACGAGAACCUGAAGAGCAUCUCGUGGCGCUGCCUCGUACACAAAAAUUCUCCGCUACAAUGAGAUAUUUUUGCGAUCCAGAAAAGACAUACGUGAUCAUAGGAGGCUUGGGGGGAUUCGGUUUGGAACUGGCUGAUUGGUUGGUACUCAGAGGAGCACGGAAAUUGGUACUGAAUUCGAGAAAAGGUAUAAGUAACGGCUACCAGGAGAAGAGAAUUAGAACAUGGCAGUCAUACGGAGCUUUAGUGACAGUAUCUACAGAUGCAGUGACAACUAAAAGUGGUUGCAAAAGAUUGAUCGAAAGGUCCUUGCAGUUAGGUCGAAUAGAAGCGGUUUUCAACCUGGCUUUGGUUUUACAGAACUCCCUCUUUGAAAAUCAGACUACGGAAAGUUUUUAUACAUGUUUUGCUCCUAAAGCAAUAGCCACGGAGUAUCUGGAUGAAUUGACUAGGGAAAUGUGUCCCGAUCUAAAGCAGUUUGUUAUAUUCUCAUCCGUUUCUUGCGGACGGGGUAGCAAUGGGCAGACAAAUUAUGGUAUGGCAAAUUCCGUAAUGGAGAAGAUUUGCGAGAAAAGGAAGCAGGAUGGAUAUCCAGCACUUGCAAUCGAAUGGGGCCUUAUUGGAGAGGUUGGCAUCGUUGCAGAAACAUUGGAAAUUACCGAAAUAAAUGGUGCCUUACUGCAAAGCAUUUCGAGCUGUCUUCAAGCCAUGGAUAUUUUUCUUAGACAGGAGGAGGCCACUAUUGUAUCUAGCUUUGUGGUAGCAGAGAAACAUGGAGAAAAUACAACUCAUAAUGUCGUCGACGCGGUUCUCAAUAUUUUAGGUGUAAAAGAUGUCAAAUCCGUAAGUCUCCACUCGACAUUAUCGGAAUUUGGUGUGGAAUCUAUGACGGCAACAGAAAUCAGACAAAUGCUGGAAAAAGAAUUUGAAGUUUACCUCUCAGCAAAAGAAAUCACUACGAUUACAUUAUUGAGGCUAAAAGAAAUUGAAGAAGAAAAACAUGAAGUAGGAACAUCAUAAUAAUGCACGAGCAACUUGGAAUGGUGUCUACAAUUUGUCAGCGAAAAGUUUUAACUUGUAUUUCUGAGAAAAAUAUGAAAGUUUAAUAAAUUAAUCUGAUAUAAAAACCA